CCAGAAAGGUGUUUCAGUUAAACAAGCACACAUUUAGUAAAUCUGGAAGCGUGCCUAACCCACUAAUGGUGACUCUAUAAAGCUGAAAGAAGAAGAAACAUUUCUAGACCACAAUGAAUUGAGCUCCCAUUACACUCCGAAAAUGGAAUCGAAGAAAAGGCGUAUCAGGGAGCCACCAUCAGUUCCAUUUCUCUGGGAAGAUAGGCCAGGAAUAACCAAAAAGGACUGGAAGCCUGAAGUUGCUCCUCCUGAGGUCACACCACUUCCAUCAUUGCCGCCAGUCAAGCUCAUUGCUUCGGUUCCCUUUAAAUGGGAAGAAAGGCCCGGAACUCCACUGUCCCGUUUCUCACAGCCAUCAUCAGUCGAUGAGGGGAAACUUGCUUCGCAAGUAAAGGUGCUUCCUUUACCACCAGCUCUGAUGUACUCAGAAGCAGAAACUAGGGAUGUUGAUGAUGACUGGUACCUGAGAUCACCGCCAUCUCUGUUGGGGAAUUGCCUGAUGUCAUCAGCGGCAGUUUCUGCUGCUGUUCCAGUCAUCGACAGCGCUUUCUCGAUGGAUGAGCAGUGGGAAACACUAGCAUCGCCAGAUUAUGAAAGCGACAGCAGCACCAGCAGCUAUGCAACUGGGAGAUCAAGCCUUGUGGGAUCUUCGUUCUUGGAAUGCUUGUUUCCAUUAUAUAAAGCAGCUUCUGGGUCUCGUGAGGAGGAUACAGAUCCGAAGAACGGCUCUUCCACUCCACCGCUGGAGCUCACCGGCAGAGAUUUGGUAGAUCAAGGAAGUAGUGAUGGGGCACUUGUAAUAAGGAAGCCGCCAACACUUGGAGAGCUGAUAAUGAUGAGCAGAAGGAGGAGUGUUCGGAGGAAAGCAGCUCAAAUGAGGCUACAGAAUCCAUCAAUGGAACUCAUCAAGGGGCAACCUUUCAAAUGCUGCGUCUUUUGAACCGGUGCUCCUGAGAAGCCUGCAUUCAGUUCUCCAUGGGGACUUACUCAAGGAAUCUCCUUUUAAGUUUCGGUUUCCAUAUUUCAUACUGCUAGUGAGUUCUUUAAUUCAUGUCAAAGCAUGCAAAGAAAAAAGUACAACCUUCAGGAGUAUACUGCUUCUUGAUGCAAGUCAUAAAGUCCUGUCGUUCCA
Linum trigynum is the source of this 1132-nucleotide messenger RNA. The record is from the annotation of a GenBank genome assembly. NCBI's taxonomy places the organism in Eukaryota, Viridiplantae, Streptophyta, Magnoliopsida, Malpighiales, Linaceae.